Molecule: messenger RNA, 1182 nt
Organism: Lodderomyces oxycetoniae
Lineage: Eukaryota; Fungi; Ascomycota; Pichiomycetes; Serinales; Debaryomycetaceae
Gene: LAB5
Product: putative lipoate synthase
Exons: 1
Coding region: 1-1182 (393 amino acids)
Biological process (GO): lipoate biosynthetic process
Cellular component (GO): mitochondrion
Molecular function (GO): lipoate synthase activity; 4 iron, 4 sulfur cluster binding
Source: RefSeq, a predicted model, not a curated record
AUGAUACCACGAGGAUUUCACAUACUGAAGUUGCCGGCUUAUUAUACCAUUUGCUGUAGAAGGUUGGCGACAGAUACAUCAUCCAUCACAACAACCCCCCUUCCUAAGCACAAACGAAGGAGAACAAUUUUCACUGAUGAACUAAAUAAGGGGCCUUCAUUUGAUGAUUUUGUUAGUGGGAAGGCAAAGGAUAUGCUAGAAGAUCCACUAGAAUUAGCUCGUAAAGAUCCUAAUGCAAAAUUACCAAGCUGGUUAAAAGUACCUAUUCCAAAGGGAAGAUCUUUCCAUAAUGUGAAGAAAGACAUUCGCGACUUGAAAUUAACUACAGUAUGCGAAGAGGCCAAAUGUCCCAAUAUCGGAGAAUGUUGGGGAGGCAAGAAAUCCGAAGCUACUGCUACAAUUAUGCUUCUUGGUGAUACAUGUACUAGAGGCUGUAGAUUUUGUUCGGUUAAAACUAAUAGGAAGCCAGCUAAACCGGAUCCCAUGGAACCAGAAAAUACAGCUGAGGCUAUAAGCAGGUGGGGAUUGGGCUAUGUUGUAUUAACAACAGUUGAUAGAGAUGACCUUAUCGAUGGCGGGGCAUAUCAUUUAAGUGAAACAGUGCAAAAGAUAAAACAAAAAGCACCUCAAAUACUAGUCGAGGUGUUGAGUGGAGAUUUCCGCGGUGAUUUGGAGAUGGUUAAGAUAUUAGCGCAAUCGGGAUUAGAUGUGUAUGCGCAUAAUUUGGAAACGGUUAGAGCCUUAACCCCUCAUAUAAGAGAUAGGAGAGCAACUUAUGAGCAAUCGCUAGCAGUCUUGCAAACAGCAAAGCAAGCCAAGCCAUCCUUGAUCACAAAGACAUCACUAAUGCUCGGAUUUGGUGAGUCUGAUGAACAAGUGAUUGACACAUUACGAGAUUUACGUGAAAUUGGCUGUGAUGUAGUUACAUUUGGCCAAUAUAUGAGACCAACAAAGAGACAUAUGAAAGUUGUCGAGUACAUCAAACCUGAGAAAUUUGAUUAUUGGAGAGAUGUAGCUUUAGAUAUGGGGUUUUUGUAUGUUGCAAGCGGUCCAUUGGUUAGAUCAUCUUAUAAGGCAGGUGAAGCAUUCAUUGAAAAUGUGUUGAAAAAGAGAAAACACAAUGUAGGCGAAUCUCCUAGAUUGUUGCAAGAAGUCAAACCAACUAUUUUCCAUAGACAAUAA